Molecule: messenger RNA, 2612 nt
Organism: Mugil cephalus (flathead mullet)
Lineage: Eukaryota; Metazoa; Chordata; Actinopteri; Mugiliformes; Mugilidae
Product: forkhead box protein B1-like
Exons: 2
Coding region: 1235-2194 (319 amino acids)
Biological process (GO): regulation of transcription by RNA polymerase II; anatomical structure morphogenesis; cell differentiation
Molecular function (GO): RNA polymerase II cis-regulatory region sequence-specific DNA binding; DNA-binding transcription factor activity, RNA polymerase II-specific
Source: RefSeq, a predicted model, not a curated record
GGACAGAGGACCGAGAUCUGAGGACUGAGGACUGAAGAGUGAGGACAGAGGACAGAGGACAGAGGACAGAGGCUGCUCGGAGACGACGGCAGCAACGAGACAAACGCUGCAGAAUCAGAGCAACAACAAGCUGAACAUUAUUAAAGACGUUCCCACCAGAGACAGUUCAGCCUGGACGUGGUAGAAAACGUCCCCUGAGGGACACUGUCCUGUCUCACUGUCCUGUCUCACUGCACGUGACACACAAACAGUGUGUUUAUCUGUGUGUGUAAAUGCGUAGAGGACAUUUCUGUGUAGAAGUAAAUGCAGUUUGACUGAACCUUUCUCUGCCUCGUCCCCCUCAGGUGAGGACCCGGCCUACGUGGACAAGCUCCGGUCUACAUUCAGGACAGACCCGGAGACACGUGAGGAAAAUGACAACAAUGCAAAUGUGAAGAUGCUGCUGCAGUGGAGCUCAGAGGACACGAGGCUGUGGUGGGUCACGUUAACCUGCCGACUGCUUCGUCUGAGCCUCAUUCUGAAACCCCCCAUCAGCUCCGGGUCCAGAGAGUCCCCCCAUCAGCUCCGGGUCCAGAGAGUCCCCCCAUCAGCUCCGGGUCCAGAGAGUCCCCCCAUCAGCUCCGGGUCCAGAGAGUCCCCCCAUCAGCUCCGGGUCCAGAGAGUCCCCAGAAAAACGACGCUGUGGUUCAGCUUCAGAUCCGUCUGAGUCUUCAUGUCUCACUGCGUCCAUGGAAAGAAGAUCAACUCCUCCUCCUCUUCAUCCUCCUCCUCCUGGCUGCGGGGUCAUGUGACGGAGGAGAAGCGCUCCAUUAAUGAGCCUCCUCUCCGGGACUCUUUUCUGCUCCCGUCUCCGGGUCCAGUCCUCACACGGGACUCCUCUGAGGAGGGACAUGGACGCAGCAGCCGCCGCUUAGCAGCGCUUCACCUGCCGCGGAGCCGCAGCAGAGAGGAGCAAGGAGAGGAGGAAGGAGAGGAGCAAGGAGAGGAGGAAGGAGAGGAGGAAGGAGCCGCUGCUGCUCCAACUUUGCCUCAACUUGAGAGUUUGUGCGUAAAGACGCGGCACCAUGUGCGCCAGGUACCAGGAGCAGCUCAGCGUGUGCGUAAAGGCGCAGUGAGGACUUGGCGCUGUUUCGAAAAAGUUGGCAACAAGUGAGCAGACUCUUUUCCACUGAACUGAUCCCGGUCCGGUCCGGUCCGGUACGGCCGGUCCAGACCGGCCCGGUCCAGAGGGGUAAUGCCUCGCCCGGGCAGGAACACAUACAGCGACCAGAAGCCUCCGUACUCGUACAUCUCCCUGACGGCCAUGGCCAUCCAGAGCUGCCCGGAGAAGAUGCUCCCCCUCAGCGAGAUCUACAAGUUCAUCAUGGACCGGUUCCCGUACUACCGGGAGAACACGCAGCGCUGGCAGAACUCCCUGCGCCACAACCUCUCCUUCAACGACUGCUUCAUCAAGAUCCCGCGCAGACCGGACCAGCCCGGGAAGGGCAGCUUCUGGGCUCUGCACCCCAGCUGCGGAGACAUGUUCGAGAACGGGAGUUUCCUGCGGCGCAGGAAGCGCUUCAAGGUGGGCAGCAUGGCGGCCUCGGACCCGCUGGCCCCCAGCAAGCCGCAGGACGCCACGCACUUCCUGCAGCAUCAGCAGGCCAAGCUGCGGCUCAGCGCGCUGCACGCCGCCGCGCACCUCCCGCAGAUCCCGGCCGGAUACAACCUGAGCCCCGUGUCGCAGCCGUCCGGCUUCAAGCACCCGUUCGCCAUCGAGAACAUCAUCGCCCGAGAGUACAAGAUGCCGGGGGGGCUGGCGGCCUUUUCCGCCCCCGGAUACCCGCUGCACGGCCAGCUGACCCCGGCCUGGCCGCACAUGUACGGCUCCGGCAUGAUGGACACCGCGGCCCCCCUCUCCAUGCCCCCCGGGGACUACUCGGCCUACGGCAUGCCGCUCAAGUCGCUGUGUCACGGGGGACAGACUCUGCCCGCUAUCCCGGUGCCCAUCAAACCCACGCCCGCCUCGGUGCCCGGGCUCCCGGGGCUCCCCGCGCACAUCCCGGCUUUCCUGGCGAACUCCCCCCAGUCUCUGAGCCCCACCUCCCCGCAGACCGCCACCGGCCAGAGCAGCCCGGCCGGGCCCGGGGAGGCGCUGCCCUCCGCGGCCUCCACCUCCUCCGCAGGGCUGCAGUCCGCGGUGGCGGUGCACUGACGGGACUGACCUCUGACCUCUGACCCCUGACUCUGUGACUCUGUGACUCUGGAGCCGUGGAUCCGGUGAAUUCAGAGGAAACUGCGACCAAAUAUUUCUUUAUUUUGUAAUAAUUUGUCUGGAUCUGGUCUUGUUGCUCUGAUGCACUUUGGGACGUUGGUUCUGUUUGUGUUUGUUGUCGCUCCCGCACCUUCUGCCGCUCCUGCCGCUCUUGCCGCUCCUGUCGCUCCUGCCGCAUGCUCCUCCGUCUGAAAACAGAGACGAUCAGUGUUUGAAUGUUUUUACAGUUUUUUUAUUUGACAGCAUGAACAGUGGCUCAGUUUCCCCUGCUCCUCCUUUGCUCUUCCUCUCCUCCUCUCUCCUCCUCUCAAACCUCCUUGGAGAAAAAUGUGAAAUAAAUCUGUUGUGGUUUAUCUGA